AUGGCACGUGCCAAUCUCUCGUCAUCUUCAAUCGAUGAUGAUCUUGUUAUUGAUUCACCUCCACCAGCAACACAACCAAUCAACAAGGAACAAUUGAAAUUAAAGUUUAAAUUGGCGGUUAUUGAUGACAUUGAAGAUCAGAAAGGACGUGAAGUUAAAGAAAAGACAAAUGAAAUAAAAAGUCUAUUGAGUAAAAGAACUGAUAGAUUUACAGUUGUUGCACAUGGUGUAACUAAACCACAUGUGGCUAAGUGCCUAUUUAGUUUACGUCCUGUAUCUAUAGUUGAAGAUUCAGGACUUCGACAAAUUUGUUCGUAUUUCUAUAAUUUAGGUGAAAAAAAUUUUGGUCGUUCAAUGGAUUUGGAAAGUUUAUUUAAACUCGACAAACAAUUUCACGCUGUAUAG
Molecule: messenger RNA, 405 nt
Organism: Didymodactylos carnosus
Lineage: Eukaryota; Metazoa; Rotifera; Eurotatoria; Philodinida; Philodinidae
Source: the annotation of a GenBank genome assembly